AUGCUGCCUGAGCUGUAUCUGUUGCAGGAAGCCGAAACUCGCUCUUCUGAUUUAGACCAUGCCCUGUCAAAUGAACAAGAGAUGCGCCUUCUCUAUGGUCAGCCCUGCGAGACACCAUGCUCCACCGGUUUAGAAGCCUCAGGUCCCGUCGUGACAGAGGAUCCUAGAUAUAAAUCACUUGAUGUAGAUAAGGAUCUGGUGGACUGGAGAAAGCCUCUGCUUUGGCAGGUGGGCCACCUCGGUGAGAGGUACGAUGAAUGGGUGCACCAGCCAGUGGAUCAGCCUAUUCGCCUCUUCGAUUCGAAUCUCAUGGAGACCUUUUCCACAGCAAGUUGGUAUGUUGUCUGUAUAUACUGGCUAUCAGUGAUAUUCCUUCUCAGCUGGUACUGCUACACAACACUUGGCCAAGGCAACACCCACCUGUUUUCCUCCUUCACAUCAGCCUACGCCAUUCCUGUUCACAAGCACUGGUUCCCACUGCUCUUUCUCUUGGGGAUGUUCAUCUGGUCCCUGGUGGAGUAUCUCAUUCAUCGCUUCAUCUUCCACAUGAAUCCCCCUGCCAACAGCUACUACCUGAUCACCUUCCAUUUUCUGGUGCAUGGCCAGCAUCAUAAGUCCCCGUUCGAUCACAACCGCCUCGUCUUCCCGAUUAUUCCAGCCUCCCUGAUCGCUUCCCUUUUCUAUUUUGUGGCCUGUGUGGCUUUCCAUGGAGUCUUUGGAGUUUCCCUCCUGUGCGGGGGGCUCUGCGGCUACUUAAUUUACGACAUGAUGCAUUAUUACUUCCAUUUCGGCUCACCCAAAGAAGGAACCUACCUGUACGGGCUGAAGACCUACCACAGCAAGCACCAUUUUGAAUACCAGAAAGCAGGCUUCGGUAUUUCCAGCCGAUUCUGGGACCGUUCCUUUCAGACGCUGAUUCCAGAAGAAACUGCUAAGGAAGAGUAGCCGCCCGAGCUCCUGCCUGGCCCGUUGCUGUGUUGAUGGUCCUUG
Molecule: messenger RNA, 990 nt
Organism: Candoia aspera
Lineage: Eukaryota; Metazoa; Chordata; Lepidosauria; Squamata; Candoiidae
Gene: FA2H
Product: fatty acid 2-hydroxylase
Exons: 7
Coding region: 1-945 (314 amino acids)
Biological process (GO): fatty acid metabolic process; lipid biosynthetic process
Cellular component (GO): endoplasmic reticulum; membrane
Molecular function (GO): iron ion binding; fatty acid 2-hydroxylase activity
Source: RefSeq, a predicted model, not a curated record